This is a messenger RNA of Ananas comosus (pineapple), 1719 nucleotides long. Its product is annotated as 3-hydroxyisobutyryl-CoA hydrolase-like protein 2, mitochondrial. Gene Ontology annotation, biological process: L-valine catabolic process. Bases 172 to 1392 code for a protein of 406 amino acids. The record is from RefSeq and is a predicted model, not a curated record. Gene Ontology annotation, molecular function: 3-hydroxyisobutyryl-CoA hydrolase activity. Lineage: Eukaryota; Viridiplantae; Streptophyta; Magnoliopsida; Poales; Bromeliaceae. The transcript has 14 exons.
UCACUGAAGUCCAAUGUCACGCUCCACAGACGGAACCGUUUCCAUCUUAUUAAACCCUACUGAUUCUUAAGCCCGUACUGUAGCGCUCACUCUCUUGCCACAGCGAUCUGCUCUUCCGCACACAAAAACGAACGAGAACGAAGAUUUCUAAGGCAGAAAAAAAAAAUAAAAAUGCAGAGCUUGAGAGCCUCCGCCUUGGCCCGGCGCGCGCGAUCCGCGGUUCGCUCGCUCUCCAACUGCAGGGCCCUCUCCUCCCACCUCAGCUCCUCCCCCGACGCCGACCACCUCCAAAACGAAGUGCUGGUCGAAGGCAAAGCGAGCGCGCGAGCCGCGAUCCUCAACAGGCCCUCUUUCCUCAACGCUCUCACUACCAACAUGGCUGUGCGUUUGAAGAAGCUCUACGAGUCCUGGGAAGAUAAUCCCGACAUCGGUUUUGUCAUGAUGAAGGGCAGCGGCAGAGCAUUCUGUGCCGGCGGAGAUGUCGUCGCCCUCUAUCGAUUGAUCAACGAAGGAAAACUGGAGGAGUGCAAGGAUUUCUUCAAGAACUUGUAUAUGUACAUAUACAUUUUAGGCACCUACUUGAAGCCACAUGUGGCGAUUUUGGAUGGUAUCACCAUGGGUGGUGGUGGAGGAGUUUCAAUUCCUGGAACGUUUCGUGUAGCUACUGAUAAGACCUUCUUUGCUACUCCAGAAAUCCAUAUUGGUUUCCAUCCUGAUGCUGGGGCUUCUUUUUACCUGUCACAUCUAACUGGUCAUGUAGGGGAAUAUUUGGCUCUGACCGGUGAAAGGCUUAAUGGGGUGGACAUGCUUGCUGUUGGUCUUGCUACCCACUAUGCAAUGAGUGCUCAUCUAGAUCUAAUUGAUGAACGACUAGCAAAGUUGGUAACUGAUGAUCCUUCGGUUAUUGAUUCCUCUCUCGCACAAUACGGUGACAUUGUUUAUCCGGAUAAGAAGAGCAUUAUUCAUAGGCUGGAGGUAAUAGACAAAUGCUUUGGCCGUGAAACAGUCGAGGAAAUCGUGGAUGCUCUGGAAAUUGAGGCUGCUAGGACAAAUCAAGAUUGGUGUACUUCUGCUCUCAAGAAGCUCAAGGAAGCUUCUCCAUUGAGCUUGAAGGUUUCACUGCGAUCGAUCCGCGAAGGUAGAUUUCAGACUCUUGACGAAUGCCUUGUUCGGGAAUACCGAAUGUCUCUUCAUGGUAUCUCAAAGAAGGCCUCUCACGACUUUUCUGAGGGUGUAAGAGCACGGUUAGUCGACAAGGAUUUGGCCCCUAAGUGGGAUCCUCCUACUCUGGAACACGUAUCAGAAGACAUGGUUGAUUAUUACUUCUCGCCUCUCGGAGAAUUCGAGCCUGAGCUAAAGCUACCUACGCACUUGCGAGAAGCUUUUAUCUAAUUUUGGAUACUUCAUGAAGUUUGUUUUAAUUUUUCUCUGAAAAUUUGCUAGACGUUGCGAAGAGCAUCAGAAGCUUUGUUUUUGCUAUGCACCACUGCAUUUAUUGGAGGCGUAGUUUUAUUAUAUCACACUCCUCAGAGUUUUACUGUAUCAUAUCCGCAUUUCGGAUGCUGGUGAAUUUAUCGAAUGAGGAUAUACGUUCUUGUUGGCGUCAGAUAAUUGCAAUAGCAAAUGCACCCUUGCAGUUGCCCUUUCCUUUUUCCCAUUCUUGUAAUUUCAAAAGGAAAGACUCAUUUUAUCUUUUUAUCUCUUUACAUUUUGAGAAAA